AUGCAUCAUGUUCUGACCAUCCCGGAGCUCGUCCGCGUGAUAGUUGACGAGGCUGGCUAUGGCUUGUUGUGUCCGAAUGCACCGACGCUCGUCGCGCUCGCGCUAACAUGCCGCGGUUUUCUCGAACCAGCCUUGGACGUCCUAUGGUCGAAGCAGUAUCGCUUGGACAAUCUUGUCAAGUGCUUACCGGAAGCUAUAUGGAUUAUUCCCAGUGGUUCCCCCAAGACUCUUACGCUCAGUGAACCUACCAGACCAACCACGCAGCAGGACUGGGACCGCUUCGACUUCUACGCUAAGCGGAUCAGAGCACUCGAGUUUGACUCACUUUUCCUACAUAAAACGGGAACUCGCACUCUCUCCAAGAGCCUGUUUCGCUGGCUGUUCUCGUCAAGGCCGUCCUAUCAUCCCCUUCCGACUCUCACCUCUCUCAUCUGGCAUGGUGCAGAGAGCUCCGAAAUUCGUGACUAUGCACAUUUGCUCUUCGGAAGACAGCUCUCUAGGUUAUCCAUCGACACAUGUUCGUCCAUGGACUCCAAUUCCCAAACAUCUGAAGUUCCAGCGUUGCUCCAUCUCCCCGAGCGUUCGCCGGACAUCCAAGAAUUGCGACUUACCACGAGACGGGGCUUUAGUGUGCAACCUAUCACCGGCAAGUUUUUUGCAUCUCUGAAGCGGCUGAAGUUCCUCACAAUGGAGUCCACCAUGACUGAGAUACCCGACAUCCUCAUUGGGCUUUCCACCUUACAAAACCUUACGACAGUCUCGCUUGAGCUUUCCGGCCGGCAUCGAGUCGGGACAAGUCAGAAGGAUGAAGAUCGUACCGGCUCAGGCGUUGUCUUCCGUACUCUCACAAAGCUAACCCUGCGGACUGCUACCAUGUCCGAUGCCAAUGACAUCCUCAAGACUUGUCGCUGUCCCCAGCUCCAACUCAUAAACGUGCACGGAGGCACAGCGCAAAGCGCGGAUCUGGAGGCCUUGAACACCAUGAUCCGGCUCAUCAACAAGCACUGUGUACCUACAGUGUUAGAGGCAAUCGAGAUAUCAGCCGGUGAAGCUGACGAGGGUACACAAGUGGUACAGCACAUCACCGCGGCGUCCUUAAGGCCUCUUUACGACUUCCACCGCUUGCGCAGCCUCCACGUCAUUUCUGGAGCAGAUAUGUAUAUCAUCCUCGACGACGAUUCAAUUGAGGAGAUGGCUAGGUCAUGGCCUCGCAUCGAGUCUCUGGCGUUAUGGAGCGACGCCGCAACCCCGUGGACGACUCAAACAGCGAUGACCCUGGAGGGCCUGGUACAUCUCGCUCGAUAUUGCCCUUCGCUGGAGACGCUCCAAAUCGAUGUCAACACGACUGGUACCACUGUCUCGCCUCUAGCGAAGCCCGGCGGUGGCCAUUACAAUCGAGUUCUCCGGGAAUUGCUUGCCCCUCGGUCGCACGCGUCGGGUGAGCCUGCGUACAUAGCGGCUUUCCUAUAUGCGAUAUUUCCCAACCUGGAGUGCAUCAACCAAGGCGAAGACACUGAUCAGGUGGGAGAAGUUAGACUGUGA
Messenger RNA from Rhodofomes roseus, 1542 nucleotides. RefSeq lists its product as uncharacterized. Lineage: Eukaryota; Fungi; Basidiomycota; Agaricomycetes; Polyporales; Fomitopsidaceae. Bases 1 to 1542 code for a protein of 513 amino acids. The record is from RefSeq and is a predicted model, not a curated record. The transcript has 3 exons.